Molecule: messenger RNA, 4893 nt
Organism: Pangasianodon hypophthalmus (striped catfish)
Lineage: Eukaryota; Metazoa; Chordata; Actinopteri; Siluriformes; Pangasiidae
Product: suppressor of cytokine signaling 2-like
Exons: 3
Coding region: 382-1116 (244 amino acids)
Biological process (GO): phosphatidylinositol phosphate biosynthetic process; intracellular signal transduction
Cellular component (GO): phosphatidylinositol 3-kinase complex
Molecular function (GO): 1-phosphatidylinositol-3-kinase regulator activity
Source: RefSeq, a predicted model, not a curated record
ACGUCUGCGGGUUAAAUGGUUUUAAAGCCAACACACACACACACACACACACACACACACAGAGAGAAAGUGGAAGAAGUGGCAGUGAAACCAUGCCCAAGGCUGCGGUUCAGGGCUGGACAACACGAGGUCUGUGUCACCGCCUGGCUGUGUCCUGUCGUCUGGACUAAACAGCUUGCUUUUCAAAAACCAAACAGCUCUCACUGGGUUCUCUCCCUUUUUUUUUUUUUCUUUGUGUGUGUGGAUUUUCUGUCUCAGCCUGAGCAGCUUUAUUUCUGAAAUCUGGAACCUGGGAUAAAUAAUUAACACAGUACUAUAGGAUGUGGUGAACUUGCCGCAGUGCUUCAUUGAAUCUGUGCAACUGCAUGGAAAAGAUUUUGGAUGGGGCACACACAGUGCGUCUCCAAGUCAGCAGAGAGCGAAGCGUGCGUGGCCCAGAGUGGAAGCUGCAGGCUCGAUGAGCUCCGUGCCGAGCCGCCCGGGACUCCUGCAAUCAACCAGGACCUCGUUCCUGAAAAACCUGAGAGUGGAAUACGAGUACAGGAGCACAGGCUGGAGCCGAACCGAGUGGAUUCAUCUGAGGAAGCCCAGAGAUUACAGAAUGCUAUGACGCACCUUCACGAGUCGGGCUGGUACUGGGGCUCAAUAACCGCAGGUGAGGCUAAGCAGCUUCUGAACGAGGCUCUGGACGGUUCCUUCCUCGUGAGAGACAGCUCGAACCCGGGUUACCUCCUCACCCUGUCCGUGAAAACCGAGCUCGGGCCUACGCACCUGCGCAUCGAGUACUCGAACGGUCACUUCGGCUUCGACUCUGUAGUGAUGGCUCGGCCUCAUCUCCGCCAGUUUAAGGGAGCGGUGGACUUGGUGCAGUAUUACACUCUGGCUUAUCGCAGGCAGGCGACUCGCCGAGAGCUCAGCACGGAUCACGAUACGCUUCCGACUGCAACGACGGAAAACACACUGCAGCUGAAACUCACUAAACCCCUGCACAAGGCAGCGCCCAGUUUACAGCACCUGUGUCGUGUAGUUAUAAACCAACAUUCUCACGAUCACAGAGAUUUACCUUUACCCGAAAGGAUGAAAGACUUCCUGCGGGAAUAUCCGUUCGUACUCUAGACUGUCCUCAGUAUUCAGUAUUCCAUUUUAUUCAAUAUUUCAAUAUUUCCUGAUAUAAUCAGUCAAAUUCGGGCUUCCCCCUUCUUAUGAAUUUUUAGUAACAGACACAAUAAAUCAUCACAACCUGAUCUCACACAGCAUCCAUAUAUAUUGGAUUUGUUGUAAUUGUAGUUGUGUGUAAUUUAUCUACAAUCACUAACCCCGCCCCCUUACCCAAACCUCAACCACUCAGAGCUUUACAUACGAACUGUAUCACGAAUCAUGAGUUCUUCCAAAUCAAACUAGAAAUCGAAUUUCUGUGAUGUUUUUCAAAGCCAUCAUUUUAAAUCAUUAUAAAUCCUCUGUUAAAUUAUUGUUGAUGUUAUCGUGAUGUUGGAUUUAAAAAAUGACCUGUUUACCCGUAGCAGCAUUUUGUCCAUAAAUGAAGCACGGCAGUGUGUCGUUUGGGGAUUAAUGUCGAUGAUACGUCUAGCGUAUCCAUGUCUCUUGGCCACAGUAGUAAUGUUGUGCAUGUUAUAUAGUUGGUAUAGUCUGAUUUUUGGCAGCUGUAUGGGAAUAUAGUCAAAACAAUACAGAAAUACAAUUUCAUUGUUUUUAUUUUCACCCAUUUUACAAAAUUCCGGCAUAUUACAAGCGACACACUCCAUCAAUGUAAUCAUUUUUCUUUCUGUGUCCCAUAUAGCAUAAUGCUCAUGAUAUAACUGCCCUUAUCAUGGUACACCAAUACAUCAAUAUCAUCACAGCAAUGUCAUGUUUAGAAUCAGCUUCAUAGAUUUAAUUGGAUUUUCUUACUUGAGUAUUAGUGAAAAUAUUCAUCUAAGAACAAGUUCAAGUAAAGAAUCAGAAAUAAAGAAAUGUGCGCCUUUAAUCACUGAUUUUUUUGUUUCCUGAAUUGGAAAUUAGCCGCCCUUUUGAAACGAGGAACAUUAGCAAACAAAAAAACUAGCUAACAACAGUUAAUAGUUCUGAAAAACUAAACAAAAAAUGGGUGACAAAUGAAAGGAAAAAUCUAAAUAAUGUAAGGAGGUUUUCUUUUUUGGGCCAAAACGAGUUGCCAGAACAAUGUAUCACCGACUCGACCGCACUGGAGAGACGAACGCCGAUCUUCCAAAAGAUAUCGCAUCAGUUGGUUUUAAUGUGGGUGGGAUCAUCCAGGAAAAGACCACACCAAUCAGGAUAGAAACGUUUCAUCGUAGGAUAAAGGUAUAGAAUUGAUUCGCAAUGACUCUUCCCUCUAAUGUGGAUAUCUGGAGCUACACCAUAUGAGCAAAAAUUAAUUAAAUAAAUGUCUCCUACAUUAUAACAGAGCCACCGGUUUAUACUUCCUUUCAUUUGUCACCCAUCUGUAGCCUGUGUGCUAAUAGCUGUCUGUCAUGAUAGAAGAUAGAUACUAGAUAAAUGAUACUAGAUUAACACAAAAUGUUCACAGAUCAGUAGAUAUCAGGGCGUAUGAUAUUUGUAUUAGAUUUGAAGGAGACUUCUUGGUGUGGAAAUGUGUAACUUUAGAAACAAAUUCAUGAAGAAAUUCACCUUCACCUCUCUGUUCAUGUUGUCCCUGCUUAAAGCUUUACAUAUAUAUCACUUUUACUGUAGAGUAGGUGUGUAAUGCAACGACUUCAUUUGUAUCUGACUCUACAUUUGUAUCUAUAUCGCUACGUGUUUAGUGCGCCAGACUUAAAGCCAAAGUGGGCGUGGCCUAAACUGGACAGGUUUUUCUUUUCUUUCUUUUUGAAUUGAAUAUGAAUCCGAUCAGAAACAUGGAAAACACUAGAAAGAAAGCCAUGAUGUAGAAAGGUCUGCAGUGUCAGCAUGAUGUGUGAAUUCUGGCUCUGACAGUUCCUCAACCUCAGCUACAUCACUCCAGUUCAUAAUUGGUCUCAGCUCACGCAGUUAUUAUUUUCGUUCGUACCUGCCUGUGACAUUUUCUAAAGAAUUUAGCUGGCUUUAUAUAUCAAAAUAUAAACAAACUAUUAGCCUAAUUUAAAUCACUGCAACCCUGACCAGGCAGUUACUAAGGAUGAAUGAAUAAACGUGGUCUUUGUUAAGUCUGGUUUCUUUUAUUCUACUUGUGAUUCGUCGUUACUUUUUUACGAUCGCAAGUCUUUUGUAGAAAAUUUAUCAACUACAUGCGUGGAUGUCCUGUCAACUGGUCACGCUGUUUCCAUACAGUCCCUCUUUUCAUAAAUAUUCUAGACAAGGCUUGUGAACAUGAAGUAACUACGAAUCACAUGUCGACUCAGUAAGUGUUACGAAUAUACUGGCUUUUCUUUUUGUCAUAUAUGUACUAAUUUUUGUGAGAUGUUGAUGCUUUACUUGUCCUGCAAGCUUCAUAUUUGCCCACUCGCUCAUAAAAAACUUCCACUCAAGCAACUUUUUUUGUUGUAUCCCAGUCUUGAUGACACUUUCUGGCAAGAGUUCUAAAAAAAAAAAUGAACAGUGCUCCUACUAUUCAUAUCAGUAUUUGUAUCUAUUUAGAAGAUAUUAUCUGUUCAUUCUGAAUAUUGGGUUACAUCUCGACUGUAGAAGAACCCGGAUGUUUUGAAAUGUAGUGAGUAAAAGUCAUAAGUGAAAGAAAAACCUCAGUGAAGUACAGAUACUUGAAAAAGUACAGUAAUGAAGUAUUUGUACAGCAGCAGUUUUUUACUUCACACCUCUGCAGCGCUGACAACGUUGUUAUGCAAAUACAUUUAAAUGACAUCUUUUUUUUUUUAUCUUCAGUUGAUUGAAACUGUUUUUCAGUUGCAUAAGUGUGACCUGAUUUUAACUGAAAAGAUCAGGUGUUUCGACUUCAAAGAAAAACAACGAGAUAUUUAUCAGAUACCUGGGAACAUUUAAAGCAGGUUUAACCGCUUGUAUUAAUAGAGUCUCCGAGAACGUGGUUUUUAAUUUUUGGUAAAACAGAACGUCACAAGUAAGGAAAGGAAAAUGGAAAAAUGUCACUCAUGAUGGGUGAAACUGAAAUGUGAGAUAGCACCAAACAUUUCCAGUAGUUAUUGGAAUUCUGGAUCUUUUCAGUGAGUCGAAUCAUUUGACUCGACUCACCAGUACGAGUCGAUUCCCAAACGGUUCAUUUGACCAGUGAGAGUUCUUCUCUCCCUAUCUACGGCUAAAAUUAUUUACUAAAACCUUACUCUACAUUCUAAUGAGUAAUCAUUAGUUUGUGUUGUAGUUUGUAAAAUGUAAUUAAAUAAUUGUUAGCCUAAAUCAGUAAAGCGCUACAGAUGUGUCUUGUUAUACAAACACAUAAGAAACUCUGCAUUAAUGUUAUUGUGCUGCUGUGUCUGUGCUUUAUUGUAAAGAUUUAUUAUCAUUUAUACUUUCGUAAUAAACAUGCCCUAUACACACAGCUGCGAAUCAAGCACAUGACUCACCAAUUCACGCAAACGAAGAGCUCGGAUGUUGAAAAGAGGUUUCCAUGGAAGCAUUUAAGUGAUUACUGAAGAUGAAUGAAAGUAUGAGUAAUGGCAUUGACAUCGACAAAAAAAGACAGAAAGGAAGGAAAGAAGGAAGAGAGAAAUCAACGUUCACCUCAGAGAGUCAUAUUAAAGAGUCGAUUCAUUUGCAAAUGACACAUCACUAGUUAAGCUCUUUUAUAAAUCAGCUGUCACAUAAAGCAGCACUUUCCAUAACGGCAAUUAAACGGUCUGAGGCGACGUUUUUGGAUGCAGCAAUACAUCACCACGUUGUUAGGUUACUGUUAAAUAUUAACGACAUAAUAAAGGCUUAAAUGUCCUGUAGUUGAGAAGAAUAAAAUAUCAUUAGGCAAAAUUAUUAUAA